AUGAACCGCGUAGACUACAACGAAAAGGCACAAGCCCGCCUCAACGACCAACAGUCCUACAAAUGCACGCCUUCCUCCCGAGCCAAAUCGAUGAUUGGUCAACUAACCGAACUCCUGAACCGACUCAGGCGAAACAGUGCUAUAUCGCUGGACGAAGGGCGACAGGUGAAACCAACGGACACGGCACUGGUCCGGUUUUAUGGAUUACCAAAAAUCCACAAGCCCAAUGUUCCCCUUCGAGCUAUGGUUGCCCUGAAAGGCAGUCUCACUAACAAUCUAUCCAGGUGGAUGGCUCGAAAAUUUAACUUUCUCCGAGAAUGCUCGAGGACCUCCAUCAAUUCGGCCUCCCAAUUCCUGGCCGACAUCCGAGGAAACGUUGUCCGAUCGGAUCAGAUUAUGGUGUCCUUUGACGUGGCCUCAUUGUUCACAUCCAACACAUCGGACCUGGCACACGACAUUCUUCGCAAACGACUCGAAGAGAACUAG
Spirometra erinaceieuropaei is the source of this 486-nucleotide messenger RNA. The record is from the annotation of a GenBank genome assembly. Lineage: Eukaryota; Metazoa; Platyhelminthes; Cestoda; Diphyllobothriidea; Diphyllobothriidae.